CAACCCGCCGCUCCGUCCUCUCUACCGGGGCUCUGGACUACACCGGACACCGAGCAAGGACUGGAUAUUUACUCGUCUCGGGACCGAGGAAGGGAGCAGACGCUCGCUGGACUAACCCGAGCAGCGCAUCACCAUCUCCGGUGUAGGACUGGCUGUCGAGUCGCAUGGAGAAGAGGUAUGAAGAGCUGGUGCACUACUCGGGGUCGGAGGGCAUGGUGUUGGGGGGGUACGGGGACGACGUCAGGCCGCUUCCACCCCCGCACUACGGACCCACCAUCCCCGACUCCCUCAAACACCACAAAGACCAGAUCUACGGUCACCCACUGUUUCCACUGCUGGCCUUAGUGUUUGAAAAGUGUGAGCUCGCCACCUGCUCCCCUCGAGACCCCGCCUCCCUCUCGGCCACCUCCCACCUCCCCGGCAUGACCAACCACAGCGACGUCUGCUCCUCCGAAUCCUUCAACGACGACAUCGCCGCGUUCGCCAAGCAGAUACGAUCCGAGAAGCCCAUAUUUUCGUCCAAUCCCGAGCUCGACAACUUGAUGAUCCAGGCCAUACAGGUUCUUCGCUUUCAUUUACUGGAGCUGGAGAAGGUGCACGACCUGUGCGAUAACUUCUGCCAUCGCUACAUCACCUGUCUGAAGGGCAAAAUGCCCACGGACCUCAUCAUGGACGACCGGGAGGGCGGCUCCAAGUCCGACAUGGAGGACUUCACCGGAUCCUGCACCAGUCUGUCGGAGCAGAAUGCAUCGUGGUUACGGGAGCCGGACGAAUGCGCCACGACCCCCCUGGGAACGCCGGGCACCUGCGGCCUGCCUUCGCACAGCACAGCGGACAACUGUAGCGACCCAGGCGACGGUCUGGACGGAGAAGGGGCCUCCCCGAGCACGGGGGACGACGACGACUCGGACCGAGACCGGAGGAACAACAAGAAGAGGGGCAUCUUCCCCAAAGUGGCCACGAACAUCAUGCGAGCGUGGCUCUUCCAGCACCUGUCGCACCCGUACCCGUCCGAGGAGCAGAAGAAGCAGCUGUCCCUGGACACGGGACUGACCAUCUUACAGGUCAACAACUGGUUCAUCAACGCCAGGAGGAGAAUAGUUCAGCCGAUGAUUGACCAGUCGAAUCGCUCAGGUCAGGGUGGUCCUUACAGCCCAGAGGGAGCAGCUCUCGGGGGCUACGGCCUCGACGGACAGGCCCACCUGGGGCUCCGAGCAGGUCUCCAGGGGAUGUCUUCCCUUCAGGGCGACUACCCCGGCGCUCUGCUGUCCCAACCGGGCUACCCUCCCCACCCGGGUCCCUCCCUCCACCCCUACCCGGGCCCACACCCCCACCCCGCCAUGCUGCUCCACCCACCGCCACAUGCACACCCCGCAGAGCCGCUCCUCGCCCAGGGACUGGACAUACACGCACACUAG
Messenger RNA from Cyclopterus lumpus (lumpfish), 1418 nucleotides. It is a transcript of the gene meis3, whose product is annotated as myeloid ecotropic viral integration site 3. The coding region runs from base 165 to 1418 and encodes 417 amino acids. The transcript has 13 exons. Lineage: Eukaryota; Metazoa; Chordata; Actinopteri; Perciformes; Cyclopteridae. Gene Ontology annotation, biological process: eye development; positive regulation of cell population proliferation; positive regulation of transcription by RNA polymerase II. Gene Ontology annotation, molecular function: RNA polymerase II cis-regulatory region sequence-specific DNA binding; DNA-binding transcription activator activity, RNA polymerase II-specific. The record is from RefSeq and is a predicted model, not a curated record.